CUUUAACUCAUCACAUGAUAACUCACACAGGUGAGAAGCCUUUUUCUUGUAGAUCCUGUGGAAAAAGUUUCUCUCGAAAGGACGUUCUAAAUGUCCACAUGGUAACUCAUACAGAUGAGAAGCCUUUCUCUUGUGGGUCUUGUGGAAGAGGUUUCUCCCUAAAAACUACUUUAAAUGUUCACAUGAGAAUUCACACAGGUGAGAAGCCUUUCUCCUGUGGAUCCUGUGGAAAGAGUUUCUCUCGAAAGGACGUUCUAAAUGUCCACAUGGUAACUCAUACAGAUGAGAAGCCUUUCUCUUGUGGGUCUUGUGGAAGAGGUUUCUCCCUAAAAACUCAUUUAAAUGCUCAUAUGAAAGUUCACACAGGUGAGAAGCCCUUCUCAUGUGGGACCUGUGGAAAGAGUUACAGUAAAAGAGGGACUUUAACUCAUCACAUGAGAAUUCACACGGGUGAGAAGCCUUUCUCUUGUGGAUCCUGUGGAAAGAGUUUCUCUCGAAAGGACGCUCUAAAUGUCCACAUGGUAACUCACACAGAUGAGAAGCCUUUCUAUUGUGGGUCUUGUGGAAGAGGUUUCUCUCGCAAAGAUUAUUUAAAUGUUCAUAUGAAAAUUCACACAGGUGAGAGGCCUUUCUCUUGUGGGUCUUGUGGAAGAGGUUUCUCCCUAAAAACUCAUUUAAAUGCUCAUAUGAAAGUUCACACAGGUGAGAAGCCCUUCUCAUGUGGGACCUGUGGAAAGAGUUACAGUGAAAAAGGGACUUUAACUCGGCACAUUAGAAUUCACACAGGUGAGAAGCCUUUCGCUUGUGGGAUCUGUGGAAAGAGUUGCAGUGAAAAAAGUACUUUAACUCAUCACAUGAGAAUUCACACAGGUGAGAAGCCUUUCGCUUGUGGGAUCUGUGGAAAGAGUUACAGUGAAAAAAGUGAUUUAAAUGUUCACAUGAGAAUUCACACGGGUGAGAAGCCUUUCUGUUGUGGGACUUGUGGAAAACGUUUCUCUCAAAAAGGUGUUUUAAAUGUUCACAUUAGAAUUCACACGGGUGAGAAGCCUUUCUCUUGUGGGUCUUGUGGAAAAAGUUUCACUCAAAAAGAACAAUUAUCUUAUCACCUGAGAAUUCACACAGGUGAGAAGCCUUUCUCUUGUGGGACAUGUGGAAAAAGUUUCACCCUGAAAAGAACUUUAAAUGAUCAUAUGACACUUCACACAGGUGAUAAGCCAUUCUCAUGUGGGAGCUGUGGAAAAAGUUACAGUAACAGAAGUAAUUUAUCUCGUCACAUGAAGACUCACUCUGAUGAGAAUCCAUAGGUCCAAAACAGAUCCGAUCCAAUUUGGCAUCUAAUCCUAUGGAAAAUCUGGUCAGAUGAUGUAAACAGCAAGUUGAACAUAUUAAAGUCAACAGAUUCUUGCAGGCUGCUAGUGAUUCACUGUGAUUGUGUCUUUCACUGUCUGACCAAAAUAAACCUGAGGUCUACUUUUGCCUAGCAGCUUGUUUUCCUUAAUCCAGUUUUUUGUUUUAAUUCUCAGUCGUAUUUGUACUGAAGAUCCCCAUCAGUAUCCCAUUAGAUACUGAAGUUAAAGAGGGGAACACAUUCAGACAGGAUUAAUUUCUGUGCAUUUCAGUUUUCAUGGAGUUCUGUACCAUGUAGAAUAGUUGAGUUUAGCUUUUA
This is a messenger RNA of Xiphophorus hellerii (green swordtail), 1666 nucleotides long. Its product is annotated as gastrula zinc finger protein XlCGF57.1-like. The transcript has 2 exons. Gene Ontology annotation, molecular function: DNA-binding transcription factor activity, RNA polymerase II-specific; RNA polymerase II cis-regulatory region sequence-specific DNA binding. Bases 15 to 1304 code for a protein of 429 amino acids. Lineage: Eukaryota; Metazoa; Chordata; Actinopteri; Cyprinodontiformes; Poeciliidae. The record is from RefSeq and is a predicted model, not a curated record. Gene Ontology annotation, biological process: regulation of transcription by RNA polymerase II.